Molecule: messenger RNA, 480 nt
Organism: Penicillium argentinense
Lineage: Eukaryota; Fungi; Ascomycota; Eurotiomycetes; Eurotiales; Aspergillaceae
Product: SRPBCC family protein
Exons: 1
Coding region: 1-480 (159 amino acids)
Source: RefSeq, a predicted model, not a curated record
AUGUCCUCCGCAAACAACCUCGCCUUCACAGCCCCCAUCAACCCAGCGGGCAGCACCCCACUCACGCGCGACCAAAUCUGGGCUGGCCUCCAGCUAAAGAUUCGCUCCGCCGAGACUUUCGUCUCCGCCGCAAUCCAGUCGACCGAUGUCCUGAGCGAGUCGACCGACACAUCCGGGAACCCGGUAACGGUCCGCGAGGUCCUGUUCCGCGAGUCGCAGAAGAAAGUAAAGGAAGUUGUCACGGCGUUUGAGCCCUGUCGCGUCGAAUUCGAGCAGCCCGACGGAAGUCGUGUGAGCAAUGUUAUCAGUGAAGGUGCGGAAGGGGAAUUCUAUAUGACCUAUAUUUUCGAGUGGAGGCAUCCCGGUAUUUCGAAGCAGGAACUGGCGGAGCUUCAUGAGAGGGAGAAGAAGAUGAGUCGGAUGGCGGUUGAGGGGACGAUUAAGGUGCUGAGGCAGUUGGUUGAGGAGAAGAAGCUUUGA